Chaetomium fimeti is the source of this 831-nucleotide messenger RNA. RefSeq lists its product as uncharacterized. The transcript has a single exon. Lineage: Eukaryota; Fungi; Ascomycota; Sordariomycetes; Sordariales; Chaetomiaceae. The coding region runs from base 100 to 573 and encodes 157 amino acids. The record is from RefSeq and is a predicted model, not a curated record.
UACUUCUCCCAAUUUGUUGGUUGCAAGUGGGCCUGGGCUCGACACAUUCGGCAAGCAAAGGGUGGGCCGCAACGAGAAAAAAGAAAGGGGAAAAAAAGGAUGGAAUGCAAGGUCAAGGAGGGGUUUGCUCGCAACUGGUCGCCCAGGUCCUGCCGCCAUUUGGGAAUUGGUGUCUGCUUGGGGCUGUCAGUGGCUGGAUGUGGUCGUUCGCUGCAAACACCGCCUGUGGGGGUGUGCUGGUGGGUCCUGCCUGCAACCGAGUCUGAGUCUGGGGUCGGGUCCAGUCCAUCGAAGCAACCCGGGGCCACAUUUCUGAGUCGGCGCCUCUUGAAGACGAUUGAUUAUACGCCGAGUGAUAUCCCCAUUGUCACACGUAUGAACCGCCGUUGCCUCUUCAUCCUUCGUUCUAUCAAUAGUAAAUUAUCUAAUUAUAUAGACAUGUCUCUGGAUAUUCGACACGUUUGUCUCUGCAGCUUCGGACCCUGGGCAAAAGAGGUAUCCGAAAAGGUUAAGAAGGGAGGUUCCAGGGUUUUCGAGGUUUCGGAUUCUCGGGCUUCUAGCGGCAGUCACUAAAAAGCGCAAGCCACCAGGCCGGGAUCACAUGCCGCACACAGCGCCCGGGCGUGACGAGCAACCUCGAAUCGUCCUUUAUUACAACUCUCGCAAGCCAUGUCGGUCGUGACCCUCCGACAGAGGGAUCGUCGUCCAGCUCGGCCCUCUCGAGGGAUCGCGGGGCACGCCAGAUGUAACCCGUCCUGCCCGUCAAUGCUCAACCGCCGUUGAGAAACUUGAGAGGCCCAGUGACCGAAAGCUUUGAUAGGCCGAUGGAAG